CCUCCAUCUACCUUCGCACCCUUCUUGCUUCUCUCUUGGACAGCUCUAAAAGGCUCAAUUGAAAGAGUCAAACCACACCACACUCCACUAACCAGCACCACACCACACACCGGCGCUCACCAACUUGUUACUUUAUUAGUCACACUACCUCACCCAGCCGUAUAAAAGGCGCACACACACGACUACAACCCCACCCCCUCAUCUCAGCAUCCAUCCUUUCCCCCUUUACCACUCCGCAACCCUGGCUUACGUAGCAUACCAAACCAUGUCGAGUGCGGUGCCCAUCUCCGUCCGACAUAACGGCGCCGAUGCCUUUAGGCUCGACACCCACCCACACAGAGACGACUUCUCACACCACCGUCAGUCAUUCAAGAACACCCCCACAUCCCUGUCAAACUGGCUCAACAUCUCUGGAUCGGGCGGCUCAUCAUUUGACUGGAACAUGCUCAACAACAUCUCCAAGCUGGGCACGUCGGCCGAGUCCGACCGCGCCCGCUCAUUCAAGGCCUUCUUGGCCGCGGAGAACAACCCCUCCGCCAGGGAUGACUUCUGCCGCGAUUUCACCUGCUGCGGACUUGUCCUCCAGGACCUCCACUCCCUUCUCCAACACUACGAGGAUGUGCACGUUGUGGUGAUGGAAUCACCAGAGGUUGGACCGCAGAACCCUAAGGGUAUGGCAGCUGCAGCGUUCGACCCCUCCGAGAUGGAGCUCGAGCCCGGUCCUUCUAAAAACCAGAGUGGUAUGGCACAAUCCAGCAUGCAAUCGGCAUUUGAUGCCCAUGUCCUACGCACGGGUCCACGGGGGUCGUUCCCCUCCAUCCAGACUGGCUCUCGUACCACCUCCCCAUCUCGCUCAGGCACAUCCACCCCCAUGAGCCAGCGUUUCCCUUACUCAGGGCUCGACUCCCCGAAUUCUCCGGCAUCUUCCAUCACACCCGCGCUGCUCUCUGCACCAUCGACACCGCUCUCAUCUCGCCCAGGUUCGCCGACAUCGGGCAACUACUCCGACAGCACUAUGACCAUCUCACGACCUGCUUCUUCUCUCACUCGGAAUAAACCAUUCAAAUGCCCCACCCCAGGCUGUAACAAGCAGUAUCUCCAAGCGAAUGGGCUUAAGUACCAUCGUUUGCACGGGCAGUGUAACUUUGCUUCGAAGGACCCGAGCCUAGAGGGUCUUACAGAGCAGGAAGCGGAGGAGAAGCUGCGGCCGUACGCUUGUGCUGUCGGAGGCAAUUGCGAACGGCGAUACAAGAACAUGAACGGCUUGAGGUAUCACUAUCAGCAUUCGGGUGCACACGGUUCCAUCGGCCUUGCACUUCUUGCGUCUGGGCACCAUCAUGCGCUUCCUGGCAAGAGCGGGCAGAGCCACCAGAAGAAGAAGCAGGAUGGGCAGGAUGCAACAAACGGCCAGCAGACAGUUGCCGCCCAGCAAGGUCAGUGGCAUUCGCAGCUUCCACCAGUUCUGCAGCAGCAGCAACUUCUGUGGGAGCAGAACCCGUAUGCGGGGUAUGCCGUCCCGCAGAUGCACGACAUCAGCAUGGAUGUGUGAGCACGCUUUGCUGUUUUCUACGAUCUCGGACGCUUGGCUUCUCGGCAAUAUAUUACUUACCCUAAUGCGUGCCUGCUUCCUGCUCUCCACUCCACGGCUCUUUCCCUCCUCCGCCUACAUCAUGACCCCUAUAGACGCGACCAGCGCUCCGAACACGAAGAACGCCUGGUCGCCCUAAUGACUCCGUUCCGUGCUUGAUCUUUCGCUCUCCCUCUUCGUACAACACUCCGCUGGACGCGGCUAAUUCUGUAUCCACCACGGCACAAACCACGAACCCAACACAUUCAACAUUUUCUCCUGGUAUCCUCGUAUCAACUCACGCGGAACGUUCUGUCAACACUAGUCCUCCCUCCUCUCGGUCGUGGCGAUCAUGCCCCAGGCACGCCGGCUGGUUUCCUCGCCUCGGCAUACUCUUAGGUAUCUUCGUUUGUAUGUGUCUGUCCUGUUUGAUCUCUGUUCACUCUACCCCCGUGUCCUAUCUUUACACCAUCUUCUGCCCCGACGUGUUGCUCUUCCGUAUAGCCCUACACACCAGUUGAUCAGACUUGCAUUCCCUGGCCCGCGUUGACUAGAGUAGACAGCCCAGGGACAGCCAGAAUUGAUCAAGUUUGGAUAA
Molecule: messenger RNA, 2165 nt
Organism: Dacryopinax primogenitus
Lineage: Eukaryota; Fungi; Basidiomycota; Dacrymycetes; Dacrymycetales; Dacrymycetaceae
Exons: 3
Coding region: 266-1549 (427 amino acids)
Cellular component (GO): nucleus
Source: RefSeq, a predicted model, not a curated record